CAACAUCCAUACCCAGGACUCCACUCAUCUCCUCCAGCUGGUCUGUUUCCACCUCCUCAGAAAGCCUGAGCACUUCCAACAUGUCAGACACUGAAGAAACUUUGGAGUAUGAAGAAGAGAAGAAGGAGCAGGAAGAAGAGUCCAAACCACGACACAAGACCAUUUACAUACCAAACAUAGCUCCUCCAAAGCUCCCAGAUGGCGAGAAGGUUGAUUUCGAUGACCUCCAUCGCAAGAGGUUAGAAAAGGAUUUCAACGACCUGCAGACCCUCAUUGAGCAGCACUUCUCCAGCCGUCAGAAGGAGGAGGAAGAACUGAUCGAACUGCGUAAUCGCAUCGAAACGCGCCGCUCCAACAGGGCUGAACAACAGCGCGUCCGUGCAGAGGAGGAGCGCGAGCGUCAAGCCCGGGUCGCUGAGGAGAAGUCCAGGCGCGAGGAAGAGGCGGCCAAGCUGCGCGCCGAGGAGGAGGCCAAGAAGAAAAUGAUCUUCUCCAACAAGUCAUUUGGUGGCUACCUGCAGAAAGUGGACCAGAAGAAGAGCAAGAAGUUGACAGCCCGCGAGGAGAAGAAGAAGGCCUUGAUGGAGCGCAGGAAGCCCCUCAACAUCGACCAUCUCAACCAGGAGAAGCUGGUGGAGAAGGUGAAGGACCUCUGGCAGUGGCUCCACCAGCUGCACGCCGAGAAGUUUGAACUAGCUGAAAAGCUCAAGAGGCAGAAGUACGAAAUCCACGUGCUCCGAAACCGGGUCAGCGACCACCAGAGGGUCUCCAAAACGUCCAAGAGCUCCCGUGGGGCCAAAGGCAAGUCUGGCUCCUGGAAGUGAGGGCCUCUCUGGACCUUUUGGGUCUGUCUCUCCAUGGAGCUGUGACGGAAUGACUGGAUGAUGAAUGUUACAAAAUAAACAACAGUUCCCCUUUAA
Messenger RNA from Nothobranchius furzeri (turquoise killifish), 920 nucleotides. RefSeq names its product troponin T2c, cardiac (gene tnnt2c). The record is from RefSeq and is a predicted model, not a curated record. NCBI's taxonomy places the organism in Eukaryota, Metazoa, Chordata, Actinopteri, Cyprinodontiformes, Nothobranchiidae. Gene Ontology annotation, molecular function: troponin C binding; troponin I binding; tropomyosin binding. Gene Ontology annotation, biological process: cardiac muscle contraction; regulation of muscle contraction; sarcomere organization. Gene Ontology annotation, cellular component: troponin complex.